This is a messenger RNA of Rhagoletis pomonella (apple maggot), 2655 nucleotides long. RefSeq lists its product as uncharacterized. The coding region runs from base 1 to 2655 and encodes 884 amino acids. Gene Ontology annotation, molecular function: nucleic acid binding; zinc ion binding. Lineage: Eukaryota; Metazoa; Arthropoda; Insecta; Diptera; Tephritidae. The transcript is spliced from 3 exons. The record is from RefSeq and is a predicted model, not a curated record.
AUGGAUAAGGAAACAAUUUUGAGGUUGACUAAAGCUGAAUUGACGGAUGAGCUAGCAAAGCUAGGAUUACCGACCAGUGGACUGAAAAGUGAAUUACAAACGAGAUUACUUGAACAUUUGGGACUGGUUGUCGGCGGUGACGAUGACUCGGUCUAUGACGAGGCUGAUGUGUCUAUACGCAGCGUAGUGGGCGAGGUCGGUUCGCAGAGAUCUAUAUUCACGUUAAGGGAUAUAGAAGAUUCUCUUGUUUCAUUUAGUGGUAAUGGGCACCCAACGAUAGAGAAGUGGCUCGAAGUUUUUGAAGAAAACGCGUUAGCUGUAAAUUGGAACAAUUUACAAAAGUUUAUUUAUUCGAAGCAGCUGCUUAAGGGUGCAGCGAAGAUUUUUAUACGAAGCCAGUGUGGUAUAAUUAAUUGGGAAACACUGAAGCGGGCGUUAAUUGACGAAUUUGGGGUUCAGUUUUCCGCAAUUGAAGUGCAUAGGCAACUCAGAAAUCGUCGUAAACGGCAAGGAGAAGACUUGCGAGAAUAUUUGUACUCGCUUAUGGAAAUAGGAAAACCGGUGAAUCUCGAUGAACGCAGCUUAAUAGAAUAUUUUAUUGAGGGAAUACCUGAUACAAAGCUAGGCAAAUGUAAUCUUUAUCAAGCAAAAACAGUGCGCGAGUUAAAAGAGCAGAUGGCGAUCUACGAGAAGAUUAAAAGUGGAAAGCCAACUGCGACGGGGGUAAAUAUGGAAUCGAAAAAGGGCGUUAAUAAUGUUUCUACUGAUGAGCAGGCAGCGGUACCUAGAAAAUGUUAUACAUGUGGCGAAUCUUCUCAUUUGGCAAGGAGUUGCCCACAAAAGUUGAAAUGUUUUAAAUGCAACCAAAUUGGGCAUCGUGCCGCACAGUGUCCAGGCGUAAAACCCGUGGUUAAGUUGGAGAAAAGCAAUGUAAAUGCAAUGGGAAACAAGGGGUUUCAGAAAUCUUGCAUGGGGAACAACCUACUUUUUAAAGAUAUUACACUGAAAGGUUUUGUUUUCUCUAGUCUUAUUGAUACGGGAUGCGAAAUAUGCCUUAUGAGGUACUAUACCUUGCUUAUGAUAGGAGAUAUUGAGCUGAGUAAAGAUAAAAGACAGCUUGUUGGAAUUGGAGAAAGCGAACUUACUACGUUAGGCAGCUUUACACACAGUAUACAGGUAGAUGGAUUGGAAAUAGAGGUAGUUUUCCAUGUAACUCGGGAAGCAGAUAUUAAUCAGGUUGAUUUGUUUGUGGCUAAGGACGAAGUUCAGUUCAGGCGCAAAGGAAGAGGAUUGCCUUUGGAUGAACAAGUGACAAGUCCAGGCCGAGCUAAAAAAGUUAACCUUGAAGAUCACAAUCAAGACAAUGGACUUGCUUUGAUAAAACAGCUUGGAGAUAUUUGUAUGAUGGCAGGAACAGAAAUAAACAGUAAGUCUCAAGUAGAGUUAGCACAUCUACAGCAAGCCUUAGCAGCUAGGGUUACCGAUUUAUUAGACAUGUACAGUCCAGUAAAGGGGGCGAAGUCUCGAGUGGAAAUGAAAAUUUUGUUAACAGACGAACAUCCAGUGUAUGAGCGUCCACGAAGGGUACCGUUUGCGGAUAAACACACAAUAGAAGACCAAGUUACCGAAUGGUUGCGCGAAAAAAUAAUCCAACCAAGUACUUCAGAUUACGCAUCCCCGGUGGUUUUAGUCUCCAAGAAAGAUGGCAGCAAACGAUUGUGCUGCGACUAUCGGCGUCUCAAUGAGAAAAUAGUUAGGGACCAUUUUCCAAUGCCCCUCAUUGAUGACGUGCUCGAUAAGCUGCAGGGAGCUAAAGUUUUUACUACGUUGGACUUAAAAAAUGGUUUUUUCCAUGUGCCGGUUGCAUUAGAUUCUAGAAAAUACACUUCUUUUGCCACACAUAACGGCCAUAAGGAUGAAGUAGAGGGUAUACGGAAGUUAGAAAGUGUACUGCAAGUUGCCGCAAAGAACAAUUUGCGCAUAAAGUGGAGCAAGUGUCAAUUUUUGAAACGAAGGGUCGAUUUCUUAGGGAGAUUUGUAGAAGGGUAUGCAGUAGUAGCGAAACCAUUGUCAGAUCUUUUGUGCAAGGAUAGUAAGUUUAUUUUGCAGGACGAACAGCUGGUGUCAUUUCAGCAACUAAAGAGAGCACUUAUAACAGCGCCUGUGCUAAAAUUGUAUAACCCAAAGACAAUCACAGAAGUGCAUACCGAUGCGUGCAUGAACGGCUAUGGAGCUGUCAUGUUGCAGAAGGAUGUUGAUGACCAAGAGCUCCAUCCUAUUCAAUAUAUGAGUAGAAGAACUAAACCAAAUGAGGAACGGUUUCACUCUUACGAGUUGGAAGCAUUAGCGAUAGUAGAGGCCGUUAAGAAAUGGAGAACUUAUUUAUUAGGCAUUAAGUUCAAAAUCAUUAAAGACUGUAAUGCUUUUGCGUUGACAUUGCGGAAGCGGGAGGUUCCACCAAGAGUUUCUCGUUGGGCAUUGUUGUUACAAGACUAUGAUUAUAGCAUUGAACAUCGAAGUGGUAGCAGAAUGAAACAUGAAGACGCGCUAAGCCGAGUUUCAUGUCUUAUGUUGGAGGACGCAUUAAUUCAUCGGAUUAGACAGGCGCAACUUACAGACGACUGGAUACGAGCGGUCAGAAAAGCAUUAGAGUAA